UUUCCCACAAUUCUCCCUCCACUUCCGGCGUGUGCGAGGCGCGGUGCACGGCUUCCGGGUUUGGGCCUGGCGCUGCGGCUGAGGCGGCUGCGGCGGCGGAGCUGGGCGCGGGUGGUGGGAGCUGGGGACCGGGAUGGAUGUUUCGGGGCAGGAGACCGACUGGCGGAGCGCCGCCUUCCGGCAGAAGCUGGUCAGUCAAAUCGAGGAUGCUAUGAGGAAAGCUGGCGUGGCCCACAGUAAAUCUAGCAAGGAUAUGGAGAGCCAUGUGUUCCUGAAGGCCAAGACCCGGGACGAAUACCUUUCUCUUGUGGCCAGGCUCAUUAUCCAUUUUCGAGAUAUUCAUAACAAGAAAUCUCAAGCUUCCGUCAGCGAUCCCAUGAACGCGCUCCAGAGCCUGACUGGUGGACCUGCCGCAGGAGCCACGGGAAUCAGCAUGCCUCCCCGGGGACCAGGACAGUCCCUGGGUGGGAUGGGUGGCCUUGGUGCCAUGGGGCAGCCGAUGCCCCUCUCAGGGCAGCCGCCCCCUGGGACCUCGGGGAUGGCCCCUCAUGGCAUGGCUGUUGUGUCUACGGCAACUCCACAGACCCAGCUGCAGCUCCAGCAGGUGGCACUCCAGCAGCAGCAGCAGCAGCAACAGCAACAGCAACAGCAGCAGCAGCAGUUCCAACAGCAGCAGGCGGCGCUGCAGCAGCAGCAGCAGUUCCAGGCUCAGCAGAAUGCCAUGCAGCAGCAGUUCCAGGCAGUCGUGCAGCAGCAGCAGCAGCAGCUCCAGCAGCAGCAGCAACAGCAGCAGCAUCUGAUUAAACUGCAUCAUCAAAACCAGCAACAGAUACAGCAGCAGCAGCAGCAACUGCAGCGGAUGGCACAGCUGCAGCUUCAGCAGCAACAACAGCAGCAGCAGCAGCAGCAGCAGCAGCAGGCGGCUUUGCAGCCCCAGCCACCAAUGCAGCAGCCUCAGCCUCCCCCUUCCCAGGCGCUGCCCCAGCAGCUGCAGCAGAUGCAUCACCCACAGCACCACCAGCCGCCGCCACAGCCCCAGCAGCCUCCAGUUGCUCAGAACCAGCCGUCGCAGCUCCCACCACAGUCACAGACCCAGCCAUUGGUGUCACAGACUCAAGCCCUCCCUGGACAGAUGUUGUAUGCCCAACCCCAACAACAGCUGAAAUUUGUCCGAGCUCCACUGGUGGUGCAGCAGCCGCAGGUGCAGCCCCAGGUACAGCCGGUGCAGCCACAGACAGCUGUGCAGACAGCUCAGACUACCCAGAUGGUGGCUCCUGGAGUCCAGAUGAUGACGGAAGCCUUGGCCCAAGGUGGGAUGCACAUAAGAGCCCGGUUCCCGCCUACCACCGCUGUGUCCGCCGUCCUGUCGAGUUCCAUCCCUGUGGGCGGACUGCCCACCGCACAGGUCGGCCAGACCAGCCUCCCCAUGCUGUCUUCACCAUCACCGGGCCAGCAGGUGCAGACCCCGCAGUCGAUGCCCCCUCCCCCCCAGCCGUCCCCGCAGCCUGGCCAGCCUGGCUCGCAGCCCAACUCCAAUGUCAGCUCUGGCCCUGCCCCGUCCCCCAGUAGCUUCCUGCCCAGCCCCUCACCGCAGCCCUCCCAGAGUCCAGUGACAGCGCGCACCCCACAGAACUUCAGUGUCCCCUCACCUGGACCUUUAAACACCCCUGUGAAUCCCAGCUCCGUCAUGAGCCCGGCCAGUUCCAGCCAGGCUGAGGAGCAGCAGUACCUGGACAAGCUGAAGCAGCUGUCCAAGUACAUCGAGCCUCUGCGCCGCAUGAUUAACAAGAUCGACAAGAAUGAAGACAGAAAAAAGGACCUGAGCAAGAUGAAGAGUCUUCUGGACAUUCUGACAGACCCGUCUAAGCGGUGUCCCCUGAAGACCCUGCAGAAAUGUGAGAUUGCCCUGGAGAAACUCAAGAACGACAUGGCAGUGCCCACACCCCCACCACCCCCAGUGCCACCAACCAAACAGCAGUACCUGUGCCAGCCACUCCUGGAUGCCGUCCUAGCCAACAUCCGUUCGCCUGUCUUCAACCAUUCCCUGUACCGCACAUUCGUGCCAGCCAUGACCGCCAUCCACGGCCCACCCAUCACGGCCCCUGUGGUCUGCACCCGGAAGCGCAAGCUCGAGGAGGACGAGCGGCAGAGCAUCCCCAAUGUGCUCCAGGGGGAGGUGGCCAGGCUGGACCCCAAGUUCCUGGUGAACUUGGACCCUUCUCACUGCAGCAACAACGGCACCGUCCACCUGAUAUGCAAGCUCGAUGACAAGGACCUCCCGAGUGUGCCACCGCUGGAGCUCAGCGUGCCUGCCGACUACCCCGCCCAGAGCCCGCUGUGGAUCAAUCGGCAGUGGCAGUACGAAGCCAACCCCUUCCUGCAGUCGGUGCACCGGCGCAUGACCGCGAGGUUGCUGCAGCUCCCUGACAAGCACUCGGUCACCGCCCUACUCAACACCUGGGCCCAGAGCGUCCACCAGGCCUGCCUCUCGGCUGCCUAGCUGGGACUGCAGGGAUAGCCAGCAGCCUCGUCGGACUGUGGACACACCCCUCCUCUUGGACAUUUCUAGGUGUUGGCUUCCUUAGGGAGCCUGGGUUUAAGUUAGCUUUCUGCUUUUAUCUUCUGUCUUGGGGACCUGCCAAAUGAAAUUCCAACACUGUUCAGAACUGGGACAGGCAGCUGUGGAGCUGGCUGGUGGGGCGUUGGCUGUCUUCUUAGAGAAGGUUCUUCACGCAACUUUCUCCAGGGAGUCAGAUCCUCGGGCUGCUCUCGCAGCCUUUUGGGGGUCUGGGCCCAGGUCCAGGUCCGCUCUCAGCAGCAUGAGGGAGAUCUCAGGGUCUUGUCAGGGCUUCUUGUGUGUGUGCUAGAACACACUUCCACUCGUUUCUAUAGGAAAACGUGGAGGACACAGGAAACCCUUAAGACACACAAUUCUCUGAUCGUGGCUUUGGGUUCAGGCUGCAUUGCUCUUGCAAGGGGGGCUCCUGGUCUGGGGUGCGGGCUGCGUCUCAGAGGAAGGGGGCCUGCAGGUGGCCACCUGUCCCUGGCCACCAGCUUGGCCUCAGACCUCCUGGCGUUCCUGUUCAGCACUGUGGGUAGCCCGGGAGAGGGGUAUCAGGACCCUGUCCCUGGCACUCCUGGGUCCACGUGCUGUGUCCUGCUGUGAAGGAUGAAGAGCAGUGUCCUUGGGACCCAGUAUCCUCAGAGCUUCCUACACUCUGCGCCACUCCAGGGCUGGGCUCCCAGCUGGGACGGGGCCCUGGGACAGUGCAGCGCUGCCCUGUGUUCCCUGUGUCUGGGCAGCAACCAGCAGCCCUCUGGUCACGAGAGGCUCCCUUUUUAUGUGCACUACCCCAACAUCUGUGGUUCUUAUAAUAAAUUUAUUAUUCCUGUGUUUGUCAGGAGUUCA
Molecule: messenger RNA, 3409 nt
Organism: Microcebus murinus (gray mouse lemur)
Lineage: Eukaryota; Metazoa; Chordata; Mammalia; Primates; Cheirogaleidae
Gene: MED15
Product: mediator complex subunit 15
Biological process (GO): regulation of DNA-templated transcription
Molecular function (GO): transcription coregulator activity
Source: RefSeq, a predicted model, not a curated record